Messenger RNA from Anopheles cruzii, 2795 nucleotides. RefSeq lists its product as uncharacterized. The record is from RefSeq and is a predicted model, not a curated record. The coding region runs from base 117 to 2795 and encodes 892 amino acids. Lineage: Eukaryota; Metazoa; Arthropoda; Insecta; Diptera; Culicidae. The transcript is spliced from 5 exons.
ACUAGUGCGAGUCGGUGUCCUAUUAGUGGGCGGCAGUGUAUGUGCGUGUGAGUGUGGCCUUGAUCGACAGGCCUUGAGUCGUGAAACUUCCGAAGCAAAGUGAAACAGAAACAAAAAUGUCCAAAACAAUCGAAACGCAUCUCCAAAGUAACGAGGUCCGAAUACCGAAGAAGGCGACCGAGUUCAACCUGCGGGGCUCGGCGGCCGCCCCUCCGUGUCAGUACUUCAAGAGCUCCUUCGCUCGCUCGCUGUCCUUUAGCCAAGGGCCAGGUGGAGGUGGUGGCCAUGGCCAUGGCGGAGGACCCUACGGAUCCGCCGAACAGCACUUUACCCGGUCGUUGGAUUUCGAUGUGAACUACGAUCCCCAUCCGCUCGGCGGUGGUGUCGGAUCGCGCCAGAUGACGCCGUCUUCGGCCUCACCGGUGUACGAGGAGGAUGCCGACGAUUGCCAUGAUCAACUGUCCCUGAGCGGACUGAACGGCAGUAUUGCGGCCAGUAACGGUGGCAUCGUCAAGACGCUGUGGAAUUACGCCAAAGGACAGGAUAUUAAACCAAUCAACGGCAGCCCCGUCAAAAACGCCAUGGGCUUCAAAUCGCAUGGUUCACCCGGUGCAAGGAAAUCUAUUGAAGGCAACGAAAUAGAAGUCUUACGUCUUCGAAAGGAAUGCCAGAGCCUGAUCGAGGAGAACCGUCGGCUGGUGAACAUUGCCACGGUGGCCGGUGGCAACGGUGGCGCCAUCUACGCCCUCGGCGGCAUGCUGAACGGUGGGAGCGGAGCCCCCGGUUCCGGAAGUCUGUCCACGCUGGGCAUGGGCGUGCCGAACGGCGGCAGCUACGCCAGCGUCGAGUCUGUGAUCCUGCAAACGCAAGUCGAAACGCUCCAGUGGCAACUGAAACAGGUCGACUCCAGCCGCCACAUGUACCGGGCCGUGAUGGAGGAGGUGGUCCGGUUUCUGGACCGCUGCUACCGCUCGCUGGACGCGCUGCAGGCCGCCAGCGCCCAGAUGGGCCGGUCGAAGAGUGUGCUGCAGGUAAACUCCGGGAAAACGGGCAGCCAGCAUCCGCAGCCGCCACAGCAGCAGCAACAUCAGCACCAGCACCACCAUCACCACGACUCGGACAGCAGCAGCGCCAGCAGUCCGCGGGCCCGGAGCAGCACCAACCUGAUCGAGGCCCCCAAAGCAGCGUACACCAAAGCGUCGGGAAAGAACGGCCGGCUGGAGCAGCAGCACCAGCACCAGCCUUCCUCGCUGUCCCUGGCCGGCACAGCUCUCCACGAGGACGAUUGUGUCGUCCCGCCAUCACCUGCCAGCUCCUACAGCACCUUCCGAGACUUUACUUGGCGACGCUCACCGAAACGAACCCAGACUCUGCCAAUUUCCUGCAACGAAGUUGACCCGGAGAAGCUGGCCCAGGAGGCGUUCCGUUUGCUGCGGACGGUGCAGAAUCUCCUGAACACGCAGGAACCGACGCUGGCCCAGUCGACGAACGCACUGGACAGCCUGAUCUCGUCAACGGCCGCUUCCAGCUGCGGCGGCAGCAGCACCACCCUGACCGGGGUCGGUCUCUCGGCGUCGUCCUCCAUCGGGGUCGGUAUCGGCGGCGGUGUCCUGGGCAGCAGCAUGCCCACUCUUACCGGCAGUGGCGGCGGCAGUAGUGGUGGUGGCUUAGGUCCCGGAGUCGGUGGCAGUGUUGGUGGAUCCAUCGGCGGAACAGGCACCAGCUCGUCGGGAGGAGGAAUCGCGAACGGAACCGGUGACAGCUUGGAUGGUCGCAAUCAGGGGACACCAGCGGCAGCACUGAUGGCCGUCAACACCCGCAGCACGGUCGGGUUCAGCCGCAAGCUGAACAUGCGCGGCAGUCGGCUAUCGGUCCGCAGCAGCACGGCCGAUUCCGUCCAUUCGACGUCAUCCUCGACGAAAACGGAAACGGACGAAGAUAGUACGGCCGCGGAUCGACCAUCGCCACCGUUACUUCUGUCCCAUCAUCCUCAUCACCACCAUCUGCAUCUGGCGAAUGGCCACGGGGGUGGCGGCGGCGGCAGCGCCGGAUCGAUGGUCAAUGGCUCGACGGGCAACAACAACGGGGGGGCCGGUGGCACGGGAGGGAGCAGCAGCAGUAGUAGCAGUUGCAGCAGCACCUCCGGCACCGGGGGACACCACCAUCAUCACCACCAUCACCACCACCACCGGUACAGUGCCAACAUCGAGCGGAUCAAGGAGAUGAUGAUCUCGAGCUCGGCGGAGGACGAGAGCGGCUUCAGCUCGAUGAACUCGUUCCAGGAGAUUGGCCUUCCGCUCAUCAACUCGACGAUGCUGUCGUCGGUCGGCUCGGCGGACAGCACCAGCCACGGCAACGGAUCACUCGGAAGUGGUUCGUCUUCUGCCACGGAUCACGGUCUGACCUCUGCUGGUGGUGGUGGCACGGCCGGGGGAACCUUCGAUGAUUCGUCGGAACUGCGGGAAAACACCACCGUCAUUCCGAUCGAUGGCACUGCAACGGCGGCCAGCGGAAGUGCGAACCGGCUGGGAAUCCCAGCGUCCCCGGCCAAAGUGGUGACGACGUCCGUGGUCAGCUCCUCAUCUGCCAGCCCCUCCAAGGCGACGGUGGUGGUGGUUAACGGCAGUCCGGUCUCGUCCUCGGGGUCGCCGCUGCGGGCGACACAAUCUUCCAGCUACGAGCACCACACGCACUUCGUGAACCACCGGCGCUGGGACUCGGCCCCGGUGGUCCCGCCGAAGCUCAAGAUCCACGCCAGCGAAACCGACACCGUGUCGCGGGUGCUCUGGGUGUAG